UCGUUUUUCAAGUCAGGCUUUACCUUAAUCACAAUGAUUUGUAUUAAGACAUUGAUUGACGUAUCAGCAUGAUUACGAUCAAAACAUCUCCCUGUCCGAACGAGUUAAUCGUGGGGAUGUGCACGCACAAGGGAGAAAAAAGGUGACAGAAUUUGCGUCAAACUAUGGGCGAGUCGGUGAUGUACUUGCCAGUCCACUCAUCAGUUCUGUAUCGAUCUCUUACCCAUUCAUACAUUUUGCCAUGAGUCAUCACAUUAUCAGUUUACUCAUUUUUGAUUUAAUUCUUCAACAUACGACAGAUGCCUUUCAUCGACGACGCUCACACGGUAGAAAGUUUAUGAAAGGGAAAGGUGCAACUCUGGAGGUUCAACCUGGAGACACUCUUGUAUCGAGUCUAAUAGUCCACAAGAAAACCAAAAACAUCCCGAUUCAUCCACCGUACCGCUGGUAUUACGCUAUCAAUAAGGAUGAUUUAUUGUUCUUUACGUAUGCUCAUGAAAAAAAGGAUGGAAAGCGGCAGCUGAAAUUCAAACCGAAGUUGAUCAAACGAAACGAAGCACCGUACGCCGACGUGAACUUCAAGAAUCGAGGGCAAAAGGCGCCACACGCGGGUUUGAUAGGAAGCCUGGUGGGCGUCCUCAUGACGACCACAGAACUGCCGUUCAACCUCUUGUUCUGCAACAGCAAGCACUACGUCGAGUACCUCAGUCGGGGCGCGGGGGAGGGCAAGUGGUACAAACCCUACUGGAACCGCACCAGCAAGGACUGUCCUGUUCACAAUCCGCUCAAAAAUGAUGCCGACGCAUUUUGGACGCUCUAUUGGUUUAAAGAAUUCGAACUCAAGGAUAAGGAGAAUAAUACGAUCAAACUGAGUAUUCCCGAAUGGCCACAUAAAAUAAUCCCGUUGCCACCUAUGCCCUAGUCUUGGAAAGCACAUUUUCAGAGCCAGAAAGAGCCAAAGAAACCAUAGUAAGUGUCCUAACCGACGCACAGUGGAUCGAGUCAAUGGGAGAGGUCCACUGAAAAAAAAAUC
Bemisia tabaci is the source of this 1033-nucleotide messenger RNA. RefSeq lists its product as uncharacterized. The record is from RefSeq and is a predicted model, not a curated record. Lineage: Eukaryota; Metazoa; Arthropoda; Insecta; Hemiptera; Aleyrodidae.